UCUUCCACAACCAUCCAUGAGAAACCCUCCAAUAAGUUUCCUUUUAGCCGUAGCACUUUGUGUGCUAUUACUCUCAAAGCCUUCUCUCACAGUGUUUGUAAGCAUUGAUUGUGGAUCCUCUGAAUCUUCCACUGAUGUAAACAACAUAAGAUGGGUUGGAGACGAUAACUACAUUCAACAUGGAGAGUCACAUCAAGUCUAUUUGGGUUCUCACCCUUUGAGCACUCUCAGGGUGUUCCCAAGUGGAAACAAAAAUUGUUAUUCCAUCAGAGUUGGAAAAGGAGAAAAAAUUCUCACUAGGGCAAGCUUUUACUAUGGCAAUUAUGACGACAAAUUCUCCCCACCCUUGUUUGAUCUUCAGUUUGAUGGAAACUACUGGGCCACAGUGAACACCUCAAGUUACUAUUAUGUUGAUCAUGAAGCAAUAUAUGUGACAAAGGGAAACUUCACCAGCAUAUGUGUUGCUCAAACUAAGCCUAAUCAGUUUCCCUUCAUAUCAUCCCUUGAAGUGCGUAGCUUGGACCCCACAAUGUACGCUCAUGUUGACCCCAAUCAUGCAUUGAUCUUGCAAUGGAGAUAUGCUCUUGGUGGUAAUCAAACUAUAAGGUACCCAGAUGACCGUUUUGAUCGAAUAUGGACUCCAGCUUAUGGUAUAGGGCUUUCCAAAGUGAAAAGUGAGGCAUCUGGCAUUGCCACAAGCACAGCAGAAGAUCAUCCACCAGAAGCUGCACUUGAGAAUGCGAUUAUUUCCUCAAGCACUAGAGAAUACAUGCAGUUUAUCAAUAGGCUUUCCACAAAGGAACUUCCUAUUUACAUCACAGCAUACUUCUCAGAAGUGAUGGAAAGUGCAGUUGGCAAAAGAUCCAUUCAGAUGUACAUUGACAACAGGCCCUUCUUGAGUCCCAUAAUUCCUCCUUUUGGAAGUGUCAAAGAAGUGUACAUCACCAACAUGACAGCUUCAGCAAACACUUCGUUUAUUCUGCAGGCUUCGGCCACUUCCACCCUUCCUCCUAUACUUAAUGCUCUUGAAGUUUACACAGUGAGUGAUGCAUUAACUGCAGGAACUGAUAGCAGAGAUGUGGAAGGUUUGUUACAACUGAAGUUGGCAUUUGAAGUGCUUGUGGAGUGGAGUGGAGACCCUUGCCUACCAUAUCCGUAUAACUGGGAUUGGAUAAAAUGCACCACUGAUGUCAAACCUCGAGUAAUUGCAUUGUAUCUUAAUGGUUAUGAACUGCGUGGCACACUUCCGGAUUUCAGUUCCAUGAAUGCACUAGAAACCAUUGAUUUGCACAACAAUACCAUAGAAGGCCCCAUUCCUGAUUUCCUUGGUCUCCUGCCUAAUCUCAAGACAUUGAAUUUGUCUUACAAUAGGUUCAAUGGUUCCAUACCCACAUCUCUAAAGAAUAAAAACAUUGAACUUGAUACAACAAAUAAUUGCCUCUCGGGAAUGAAGUGUCAGCCUCAGAGUCUCAAUGAUUCUCCAAGUAAGUUACUUUCACCACCACCACCUCAACUUAUUUCAGGCGAUGAUCUCAGUCACAGAGAUUCUCCAAUUAAGUUACUUUCACCACCACCACCUCCUCAACUUAUUUCAGGCGAUGAACCAAACAAUCCAUCACCUUCAGAACUUCAUGCAGGGGAUGAACCUUCGUUAGGUGGAAGUUUGAAGAUUCAAGAUCUAAAUAUAGCAUUCAUAGUAGCUAUGCAAACUUUGCUCCCACUGCUCUUCAUUAAAUUUGUAUGAAUGGGAAAGUUUUGUUUAAUCUGCAUGAAACAUAUCAUGCAAGCCUUGUACUGCGUGUCUUUUCCAAAUGUUUGUGUCCGACUGAUUUCUUCUUUAUAUUAGCACUAUGUAAUGCUACAAGUUUAUCAGUGCGCCGCAAAUUAUCGCUGUGUCAACAACUUAACGUGUAAUUUGAAAGCUUAGUUGCAUUACUUGCUAUUCGACCUUAAUAGAACA
This is a messenger RNA of Cajanus cajan (pigeon pea), 1960 nucleotides long. RefSeq lists its product as uncharacterized. The record is from RefSeq and is a predicted model, not a curated record. Lineage: Eukaryota; Viridiplantae; Streptophyta; Magnoliopsida; Fabales; Fabaceae. Gene Ontology annotation, molecular function: protein binding.